GCACUUCCCUUUAAGAUGCGUCUGUCAUCUCUCCGUUAAUGGAAAGUCACUCCGGCUUUUUUUUUCUCUCUCUCUCUCUCCCUCCUGCGGGCUUGAAGUAGCAGAUCUGCUCCAGCUGGACCGAGGAAGGCAUUUCUUUUUAAUGUGGGCCGACUAAUACCCAGGAAGGAAGGGGAGAGGACGGGCUCCACCGAGGGAGACGGAAAUGAGAGGAAACCCUAUCCCUUUAAGAGCAAGUGGGACAUAUCGGUGCGAGAAAAGGAGAGGAGGGGGAGAAGAAAGAGGAAUUAAAAAAGAAAAGGAAGAAAGAGACAGGGAGGGAGGAGGGAGAGCGGGCGAUAAAAAAAGAAAGAUGACAUCCUCGCAGCUGAACGGCCGAGGUGGAGCGAUAGGCUGCGGCCCGGCGAGAGCGCCGCUCGCCGGGGUCAGGGCUUGAAUCCAACAACGAGGCUUCGACAAACACCCGAUUGGCCUAUUGGAGGAAAUCGGAAAAAUAGAUUCAUAAAUUAAAAACAAAGCAUGACCUGCUUAGCUACCAGAGACGUGUGUUAUAACCCAUAUUUGUUGUAGUGCGUUAAAAAAAAAAAAAAAAAAUUAAUCUCACGCAGAAUGGUUUAUGUUUAUUGCUACAAAAAAAAAAUAAUGUAAAUAGUUUAAAUGUUGUUUUUUUUUGGAGGUUUAUUUUGAAAGAAGCAGUUUUCUCUGUGUGACAUUGGCGUUUGAUUUAGUGAGAUUGCCGUUUUUGAUGAAUUUAAAGUUAGAAACCAAAGUGAAAGAGAAGCAGGCCUUUGCUCCACACACUGCCUGUGUGUGCGCUGCAGCCUGCGCUUAGUCAACAGCUGCGUGCAUUUUAUAAUGGACAGCAUUAGGCUACCUCAACGAGACAGAAAAACAUAUUUUUGCAGACGACUUUAAUCCCGUUUUUUUAAAAUAAUAAUAAAAAAAAGAGUAUCCAGAAGCCCGUCGUUUCUGCUGCAGGGACAGGCUGUCUGUUUGCGCCUCGAUCACCGCUGGGCCCCGAUCAAAACCAUGCAAAGGCUGCUCUGCCCGAUCUCAAUCAGGAGCUGACUUAAUAAUCUCCAUCGCUGUGGCGCAAAAUGGAUGCUGCUUGGAGCAAUUUUCUCUUCCAGAAUACUCCCACCCAAAACCAAGUGGAGGGGAGCCUCCAAUCAGAGCUCAUGCCCGUGCAUACGAGUUCUCCCCAAACCCCACCCACAGAGCACAUAGCACAGCCUCCUUCGACUGUGGACACUGCUGCCCUCAGUGAGGAACCCCUGCCCGUGAAGCCAGUGUCUCGGCCGGCCCGCGUGCCCCACAUCUGUGCCAUCUGCAACAAGCAGUUCAAGAACAACUACAACCUGCGGCGGCACCAGUCGGUCCACACUGGGCGGCCCUCAAAUCCCAACCCAAACCCGGUGAGGAAGAACCACGCCUGCGAGACGUGCGGGAAGGCUUUCCGCGACGUUUACCAUCUCAACCGCCAUCGACUGUCCCACUCGGACGAGAAGCCGUUCUCCUGUCCCAUCUGCCAGCAGCGCUUCAAGAGAAAGGACCGCAUGAGCCACCACGUGCGCUCCCACCAGGGUGGUGUGGAAAAACCCUACGUCUGCCCCCACUGUGGCAAGGCGUUCUCCAGGCCCGACCAUCUAAACAGUCACGUCAGACAGGUGCACUCCUCGGAGCGACCUUUCAAAUGUCCGACCUGUGAGUCCAGCUUUGCCACAAAGGAUCGUUUGCGUGCGCACAUGAUUCGCCAUGAGGAGAAGGUCCCCUGCCACAUCUGUGGCAAGCUCCUGUCUGCUGCUUACAUCACAGAUCAUAUGAGGGUGCACAACCAAUCACAGCACCACGCCUGCCAUCUCUGUAACCGCAGCUUCACCACACUGACAUACCUACGUGUCCAUGCCCAGAAGCACCAUGGUCAGGAGUGGAAAGAAAGUCCGGGUGGCUUCGGUGGCACAGCCUCAGGCGGCGUACUCGUCUGCCACUUGUGUGGCGUCCACUGCAAGACACCCACCCAGCUCCAAGGGCACAUGGGCACCCAUAGCAACAACCAAGGCGCUCCGAGCCCCAUCACCUCUAAUGUGGCUGCCAGCAGCUCUGUUUCCCUUAGCAACAUGGUGACAGCGCCUACUGUGUACGUCACCGGUAACACUGUGGUGGACCUGCUCGUCACAGACUGCUCUAGCAUUGCAGCGCCUCAAUCCCACAGUUAGCAGUAGAGAGCUCAGCAAUAAUAACCCCAGUCCCUUAACAGAGGGCAAGGUUAGAGAAGGUUAACGUGUAGAUGCUGAUCCAGUUCCACUUUUGUAAUGUCCCCACUUAUAGGUAAGGUUAGGAUUAAAGAGUGCAGAUUAACACCAGUCAGCGUUCAAGGGCAGUAUCACCUCAGAGCUGCAGAGCUGGAGCAUCACAGAGGAAGAGCUGUAUUAAUAUCGCAAUGAAGUCAUGGAAGGAGGGACCUUUGUGGAUGCAGCACGUUCAGCAACACUAACAACGAACGUGGACGUGUUUUGUCCGAAUAUUCCCGAAUGCGCUUGUGGAUUUUUAAGACUCCUAUGAAACUGUGGUAUUGUGAGCAUCUACUGUAUUACUCUCCCCUCUCUGCCCUCUCCCUCUGUCCCCCCCCCUCUCCCCCUCAACCCUAGCAUUGGCUGCUCUCUUGCAAGUGCACCAAGUACUGUAUAUCUCACACCAGCUCUGAUCUUACCUCCAUUUUGCAGCUCACUUACUAAGAAUCCAAAUGGCUUUGCGUUAAGAAGUAGGUGAGAGAAUAGCUCUCG
Molecule: messenger RNA, 2783 nt
Organism: Larimichthys crocea (large yellow croaker)
Lineage: Eukaryota; Metazoa; Chordata; Actinopteri; Sciaenidae
Gene: mazb
Product: MYC-associated zinc finger protein b (purine-binding transcription factor)
Exons: 7
Coding region: 1098-2216 (372 amino acids)
Biological process (GO): embryo development; regulation of transcription by RNA polymerase II
Cellular component (GO): nucleus
Molecular function (GO): RNA polymerase II transcription regulatory region sequence-specific DNA binding; DNA-binding transcription factor activity, RNA polymerase II-specific
Source: RefSeq, a predicted model, not a curated record